AUGAAGUCGCUUCAUCAAUUGACUCGCCGUAAGGCACUCGCUAGUUUGGCCGCUCCUCGUGUGCGAUCCCAGAUCCCCGCGACCAACCGGCUAUGGCAAAGAUGCUUCAGUGCCACCCCCAUGACCGCGUCGCAAGCCGCUGGGGUAGACGCUUCCAAGCUCACGAUCACCAAGACCACCACGCCCAAGGAGCUGACUCCGGCAAAAGACCUCGUGUUUGGAAAGACCUUCACCGACCACAUGCUCUCGAUUGAAUGGACAGCCGCGAAUGGUUGGCAGACUCCUCGUAUCGUCCCUUACCAGAACCUCAGUCUGGAUCCAUCCGCCUGCGUGUUCCACUAUGCGUUUGAAUGUUUCGAAGGGAUGAAGGCCUACAAAGACAGCAAGGGCCAAAUCCGACUAUUCCGCCCUGACAAGAACAUGGAGCGCCUGAACAAGUCCACGUCACGAAUUGCGCUCCCUACCAUUGAUGGCGAUGCGCUGACGAAACUGAUCGGAGAGCUUGUGAAGUUGGACAAUCGGUUUAUUCCCGACGCCCGCGGAUAUUCGCUGUACCUGCGUCCCACUGUGAUCGGGACGCAGAACACCCUCGGCGUUGGGCCUCCAGGAUCGGCUCUGCUUUUCGUCAUUGCUAGUCCUGUCGGUCCGUACUACCCCACUGGUUUCAAGGCCAUCUCGCUCGAGGCGACCGAUUAUGCGGUCCGUGCUUGGCCCGGUGGUGUUGGUGACAAGAAGCUGGGCGCCAACUAUGCUCCCUGCAUUGUGCCGCAGCUGAAGGCUGCCUCUCGUGGAUUCCAGCAGAACCUGUGGCUCUUUGGCGAGGAGGAGUAUGUGACUGAGGUUGGCACUAUGAACCUGUUUAUUGCCUUGAAGAACAAGGAUGGUCAGAAGGAGCUGGUGACUGCUCCCCUCGACGGUACUAUCCUGGAGGGUGUUACCCGAGACUCCGUGCUGGGCUUGGCCCGCGAGAGACUGGUGCCCAAGGGUUGGACCGUGUCCGAGCGCAAGAUCCGGAUGUCGGAGAUUGCUGAGGCGUCUGAGGAAGGACGACUCAUUGAGGUGUUCGGAUCCGGCACUGCUGCUAUUGUGAGCCCUGUGCGGUCUAUCAGCUACCGCGGGAAGUUGGUGGAAUGUGGGCUCAAGGAGAACGAAGAAGCCGGCGAGAUUGCUUCCCAGAUGAAGAACUGGAUCGAGGGCAUCCAGUAUGGUGAUGAGGAGCAUCCUUGGAGUUACGUUCUGUAA
Molecule: messenger RNA, 1242 nt
Organism: Aspergillus terreus NIH2624
Lineage: Eukaryota; Fungi; Ascomycota; Eurotiomycetes; Eurotiales; Aspergillaceae
Product: branched-chain amino acid aminotransferase, cytosolic
Exons: 4
Coding region: 1-1242 (413 amino acids)
Biological process (GO): L-valine biosynthetic process; L-leucine biosynthetic process
Cellular component (GO): mitochondrion
Molecular function (GO): branched-chain-amino-acid:2-oxoglutarate transaminase activity
Source: RefSeq, a predicted model, not a curated record